AUGCCUCCUCCAAGCGUUCUCAUGGUCGGGACAGGCGAGUACACCACCGGCUUUGUUGGCGGUGGUGCUUCUGGCUCAGACAAGAAAGUCGGCGUUGUCGGACUGACGAUGUUUGAUCUUCGUCGACGAGGCAAAGUGGGCAAGCUGAGCAUGGUGGGCGUGUCGGGAAGGAAGUUUCCCGCGAUCAAACAACACCUCCAAAAGAACAUCUCCGACGUGUACAACGGACUCGACGUCUCCUUCGAGUCCUUCCCAGCAGACGACCAGACCGACCCAGAUGCCUACAAAGCAGCCAUCGACGCGCUCCCCGCCGGGUCAGCAAUCACCAUCUUCACGCCCGACACAACCCACUACCCCAUCGCACUUUACGCCAUCCAGCGCAAAAUUCACGUCCUCAUCACCAAGCCCGCCACUAAGCUCCUCGCAGACCAUCUAAACCUCCUCGUCGAAUCGCGCAAACACGGCGUCUUCGUCUUCAUCGAGCACCACAAACGCUUCGACCCCGCCUAUGCCGAUGCGCGCUUCAAGGCCCGCAAUCUGGGCGACUUCAACUAUUUCUACAGCUACAUGAGCCAGCCCAAGUUCCAGCUUGAGACGUUCAAGGCCUGGGCCGGCCGCGAUAGCGAUAUCUCGUAUUACCUGAAUUCGCACCAUGUCGAUGUCUGUGAGAGCAUGGUGCCGGAUUAUGCACCCGUGAAAGUUACGGCGUCGGCGAGUACGGGCACCGCGUGGGAUAUGGGCUGUGUUCCCGAAACGGAGGACACGAUCACGCUGGUGGUGGAUUGGAGGAAGAAGACGGAUCCAUCGAGGGUGGCCACGGGGGUGUAUACGGCGAGCUGGACGGCGCCGCAGAAGGCCGGUGUUCAUUCGAACCAGUAUUUCCACUACAUGGGCUCCAAAGGAGAAAUCCGCGUCAACCAAGCUAAGCGUGGCUACGACGUUGCAGAUGAUGAGCAGAACCAAAUCAUCUGGUACAACCCAUUCUACAUGCGCUACGCCCCCGACGAAGAAGGCAACUUCGCCGGGCAAACGGGAUACGGCUACAUAAGUUUUGAGAAAUUCAUAGACGCAGUCACAGCGCUCAACGAAGGGCGCGUGACGCUCGACGAGCUCGAUAGUAGAGGUCUGCCCACGUUGAAAAAUACGAUUGCGACGACGGCCAUUUUGAAUGCGGGCAGAGUGUCGUUGGAUGAGAAGCGGAGCGUGGAGAUUGUUCAGGUUGAUGGCGGGUGGGAGUUGAAGUAG
Talaromyces atroroseus is the source of this 1245-nucleotide messenger RNA. RefSeq lists its product as hypothetical. Gene Ontology annotation, biological process: NADPH regeneration. Gene Ontology annotation, molecular function: nucleotide binding; oxidoreductase activity. The transcript has 5 exons. Gene Ontology annotation, cellular component: cytoplasm. Bases 1 to 1245 code for a protein of 414 amino acids. Lineage: Eukaryota; Fungi; Ascomycota; Eurotiomycetes; Eurotiales; Trichocomaceae. The record is from RefSeq and is a predicted model, not a curated record.